GCUCUCUCCUUCCUCCGAUGUUGUUAACGUCCCCGACGGAAGAGUGAGCUUAGGGGAGCCGGGCGCAGCCAGCAGCGGGGCCCUCUGCUGGAGACGGCAGCUCCUGCCCAUCGGAAGGCCAGGUGUGCGUGAGCUGCGCCCAGGGGUGCCCUGCGCCCUGGCGCCCUGCGGGCUCUAACAGCUGGGGUCGCGCGGGGGAACUGGGCCCAGGGCUCUGGUGGAGCGGCCGAUGUCCCGGACUGAAAGCUGAGGCCGCGCUGGUGAGACUGGGACAAGCCCUUGCACCUCCAGAGCUGGGCCAGGGCGACGAGGGGAGCCGCCAAGAUGCCAGAGGAAAAUAUCUUCCUGUUCGUGCCUAACCUUAUCGGUUACGCCCGGAUUGUCUUCGCCAUCAUUUCCUUCUACUUCAUGCCCUGCUGUCCCUUCACGGCCUCCUCCUUCUAUCUACUCAGUGGACUUCUAGACGCCUUUGAUGGACACGCAGCUCGAGCCCUUAAUCAAGGCACCCGGUUUGGGGCCAUGCUCGACAUGCUGACAGACCGCUGUUCCACCAUGUGUCUCUUGGUCAACCUGGCCCUGCUGUACCCUAGAGCCACUCUGCUCUUCCAGCUCAGCAUGAGCCUGGACGUGGCCAGUCACUGGCUGCAUCUGCACAGUUCCGUGGUAAGGGGCAGUGAGAGCCACAAGAUGAUCGACCUCUCUGGGAACCCCGUGCUUCGGAUCUACUAUACUUCUAGGCCUGCCCUGUUCACCCUGUGUGCUGGAAAUGAACUCUUCUACUGCCUCCUGUACCUGUUCAAUUUCUCCGAGGGACCACUAGUGGGCUCUGUGGGGCUCUUCCGAAUGGGCCUCUGGAUCACAGCUCCCAUCGCCCUGCUCAAGUCCGUCAUUAGUGUCAUCCACCUCAUCACAGCUGCGCGAAACAUGGCUGCUCUGGAUGCGGCAGACCGUGCCAAGAAGAAAUGAUCCUCGCCCGCCCCCAGCUGCCCACCUGCCCUGGGCAUCUACUGUGCCUCAUGGCUCCUCUCCUCCUCCUAAGAGGUCCUUGUGUCAUGUCUUAUGUGUUCUCUAACCUGCUGGGAUGGGGGUCAGCCUCUGUGUGGUGUUGUCACUGUCUUUAACGCUGAGGACCAGACCCAUGCCUGUGACCCCAAGGACCUGGUACUGCAAAGCAGGAAGAGUGCCCAGGAGGCCCCCCAUCCAGCUGGUGCUCCAGGAGGCCCCACCCAUCCAGCUGAUGUUCCAGGAGGCCCCCCCCAUCCAGCUGGUGCUCCAGGAGGCUCCACCCAUCCAGCUGGUGCUCCAGGAGGCCCCCCCCAUCCAGCUGGUGCUCCAGGAGGCCCCCCCCCCCAUCCAGCUGGUGCUCCAGGAGGCCUGUCUGAGGAUUGGGUGUUGCCACAUAUCCUGCUGGCUCAGCCUUGGGGUCUGGCCUGGCCCGAGAUUUGGGGGACAUGUGCGGGUGGGAGAUGUAUGGCUCCCAGGUUUCCCAAAAGGCAGAAGAAUCAGACUGAUGCCGUUGGGCCAAGGAAGCCUGGGGUAUCAGGCCCAGGAGGGAAGGGGCCAGGAGCCAGCUAGAUCCUUCCCUGAGGCAAACUCCUCUAUCCUGUCCUCUUGCUUUGGAAGCCUCCAUGAUAAAGGGGGGACCUUCACUCUUUUCGGACUUGUUUGCUUUGAGACGGUCUUAGAUGAGGGCCUCGGGUUAAAAGGAACUGGGUAUAAAAGAUCCACCUGGAUGCUUUUCCCAAAGAAGGUGGCUGGCUCCUCCCUGUCAUUCCAGUGACCUUAGACUGCCGGCUCCUCAGGUUCACAAGCACUGUCUCUGUCCACUUGCUUUAUGCCCCUGGCUGGUCACUUCCAUUGUAUCCUUGAUAUUUUCUACCCUCACGAGAAUGUAAACUUCAUGAGAGCAGACUAUGUCUUUCUGAUGUCUGCCCAGAGUGAAAACUAGCCUGGCAUGUGGUCGCUGCUUAAUAAAUACUCAUGGAAAGAUGAA
Peromyscus californicus insignis is the source of this 1993-nucleotide messenger RNA. RefSeq names its product CDP-diacylglycerol--inositol 3-phosphatidyltransferase (gene Cdipt). Gene Ontology annotation, biological process: phosphatidylinositol biosynthetic process. Gene Ontology annotation, molecular function: CDP-diacylglycerol-inositol 3-phosphatidyltransferase activity. Gene Ontology annotation, cellular component: membrane; Golgi apparatus. The record is from RefSeq and is a predicted model, not a curated record. The transcript has 6 exons. Bases 325 to 966 code for a protein of 213 amino acids. Lineage: Eukaryota; Metazoa; Chordata; Mammalia; Rodentia; Cricetidae.